Messenger RNA from Folsomia candida, 1521 nucleotides. Its product is annotated as trypsin alpha-3. Gene Ontology annotation, molecular function: serine-type endopeptidase activity. Bases 44 to 955 code for a protein of 303 amino acids. The transcript has 9 exons. Gene Ontology annotation, biological process: proteolysis. NCBI's taxonomy places the organism in Eukaryota, Metazoa, Arthropoda, Collembola, Entomobryomorpha, Isotomidae. The record is from RefSeq and is a predicted model, not a curated record.
CUUAUUAGGGAUUGAUUCAAUUUCCCAAUAAAUCGUUUUCAAUAUGGUUAGAAAAACGACAAUCUUCAUCUCUAUAUUAUUUUUUACGUUGCCAAUUUCAUCCGGAAAUGAAAAGGAAGGAAGAAACCUAAAAAUUGCUAAAGCAAGAAAAACACAGCCACAAAAACGUGCAGGCGAAACUAACUGUGCCUGUGGAAAAGUUGCGACAAACACUGCCCCCAAAAUAGUAGGGGGUAAAAAAUCUCAAAAUCAUGCCUCCCCUUGGCUUGGGGCGUUAGUUUAUACUGGUGGUUCACAACCCUCUCAAUUUUGCGGCUCGAGUUUAAUAAAUGACCGCUACGUCGUGACCGCAGGCCAUUGCGUUGUUGGGAAGAUAACCACUACCCAAGGUUAUCAAGUGUUUCUAGGAAGUAACAAAAUCAAUGGGACUGAUGCUAAGAGGGUUAACAUUGUGGGAGUUAUCGUCCAUCCAAAUUAUAAUUCUCAAACCUUGGAAAACGAUAUCGCUCUUAUUCAAUUAGCCGAGCAGAUAAAAAUCACGCCUAAAAUCCGUCCCAUAUGUCUGGCCAAAGGUCCCGCAACCUUUGCCGGAAAAAAUGCUAACGUUGCAGGAUGGGGAACCCAACAAAAAGGUGGAAAUGCAGUAAAUCAACUAAGAAAUGCUUGGGUAAAAAUAAUGGAAAAUUCUGUAUGUGCAAAAAAUUAUACGACAGCCAAAGUUAAAAUUACUCCAAACAUGUUGUGCGCCUCACUACCUGGAAGGGAUUCUUGUUCUGGUGACAGUGGCGGUGCUUUAGUGGUUAAAGAAAAUGCAGACACAUUUCGCCAAGUGGGGGUCGUUUCCUUUGGCAUAGAUUGUGGUAACACCCACUACCCAGGAGUGUACACGAGAAUAACACGAUACUAUAAAUGGAUUCUGGAAAACACACAGGAUGCCAUAUAUUGCUCCAAAUAAAAUAACCCUUACAAAUUUGUUGUUAGCCAAUUAAUUAGUCAAUUAUACGGAUUAACCGCUGUCGAAUUUUCCUCUCCAUGAACCCACGCACAGAAAUCGGAUGCUUCAUCUACACCUCCAAAGCAGUCAAUUGUCCCGUCACAAACUUUUCCAAUUUCGAUACACCCACCAAAUUUGCACUUGAAUUCGGUCUGAGGACUGUAAAUUAAAUAUUUUUAGGACCACUUUAUCUUAUUUAGUGUUUUAAGACUUUCUCACGAACUCGCAUUUGACGACGCGUUUAAAACAAGACCUGUCCGCGUAUCCUAAUUCGUCCUCGCCCCCACCGGGACAAUCUUUGUAGCCGUUGCACACUCGUGACUUGUGAAGGCACGAGGUCCCAUUAGCACAACGGAAUUCUUGGCAUAAACACGGCUUAUGGAUUCCAACCCAUUUACAGCCUAAAAUUAAAUUAUUAUUAGUCAAAUAUAUAUUACAAAAUAAUGUCAUGAAUUAUUACCAACUAAGACGGCAGCCAAAGCCAGAUAGGUGGUUACAACAAGACAAUAAAUCGUUAAUUGUUUAAA